Molecule: messenger RNA, 2439 nt
Organism: Cyprinodon tularosa
Lineage: Eukaryota; Metazoa; Chordata; Actinopteri; Cyprinodontiformes; Cyprinodontidae
Gene: zyg11
Product: zyg-11 homolog (C. elegans)
Exons: 18
Coding region: 154-2388 (744 amino acids)
Cellular component (GO): Cul2-RING ubiquitin ligase complex
Molecular function (GO): protein binding
Source: RefSeq, a predicted model, not a curated record
CUAGCUAGCAGGUUGUUGGGUUUAGGCUCACCGUCCGCCUCAGGUUCCUGCCCCCUCAGGUGUAUCUGAACAGGCGGGUGAAAGGGAAAGUGAAAGGCUCCGUCCAUCUGGCUCUUUCUGACUCCGGUCGCUGUUGGAUUCACAGACUAAACCAUGGCUAUGGCCUCUUUGUUUUUAAACGCGGAUGAUGCCUCUCCAGCCUCCCUGACAGACCUGUGCCUCACCUAUGUGAGCCAGAACCUGGAGUGUUUCUGCACCAAGCUGCCUGAUGGCUCCCUGUGCUUCAGGGAGGCUGUGAUCUUCCCUCAGGAGCUGGCAGAUCAGCUUCUGGCCAAGAUGGCCACUGAAGGUCUUCUGAAUGACAGCACAGUGGGGGUGUUUAGGAACUGCGAGUAUCUACGGUUGAGACGAGCCUGUAUCCGUACAGCCCGGAUCUCUGCCGAGGCCUUCCAGAAAGCUUUAUGCCCGCACAGGCUGCUGGAGCUGGACGCCACCAGGGUCAACGCGGACCUCACCAUCCCCGACAUUCUGCAUCGGCUGGCCACCAACAAAUACUGUCAGGAGUCUCUUCAGCGACUAGUCUUAACCGGACUCACCAUGUGCUCACUGGUGGAGCAAAGUCGCUAUCGCUUCAGCACCCUGCUGGGUCUGCGCUCACUCUCUCUAGCUAACGUGGACUUCUACGACUCCGGGCUGGUGGACGUUUGCUCCCUGCCUCGGCUGGAGAGCCUGGAUCUGUCCAAUACCUCCGUCACCAACCUCAGCCCGCUGCUGGGCCUGAAGGAGCGGCUCCGCUCGCUGACACUACACCAGCUGAAGAGGCUGGAGAUGAGCACAGCUCAGCUGCUGGGAGUCAUCGGCCAACUGAAUGUACUGCAGCACCUGGACAUAAGCGACGAUAAGCAGUUUACCUCCGACGUGGCCCGUCAGCUGCUGGCACAGCGCGGGAUCCUCCCAGCUCUCGUUUCCCUGGAUGUGUCUGGGAGGAAGCAGGUGACGGAUGCGGCAGUCAGGGCGUUUGUUGAAGAGAGACCAGGGAUGACCUUUGUCGGCCUUUUGGCCACGGAUGCCGGCUUUUCCGACUUCCUCUCCGGAGAAGGAAACCUUAAGGUAACAGGAGAAGCUAACGAGACUCAGAUCUGUGAGGCGUUGCGUCGCUACAGCGAGAGGGAGGGCUUCGUCAGAGAAGCUCUGUUUCAUCUGUUCAGCCUAACUCAUGUCAUGGAGAAACCAAGGCCUGACAUUCUAAAGCUCGUAGUUUUAGGCAUGAAGAACCAUCAAGCCACUCUAAACGUCCAGCUGGCUGCCAGCGCGUGUGUCUUCAACUUGACAAAGCAGGACCUGGCAGCAGGAAUGCCGGUCCGGCUGUUGAGCACCAUCACCCAGCUCCUCCUGGAGGCCAUGAGGGCGUUCCCAAACCACCAGCAGUUGCAGAAAAACUGCCUGCUGUCUCUGUGCAGCGAUCGCAUUUUACAGGAGGUACCAUUCAACAGGUUUGAAGCAGCCAAACUGGUGAUGCAGUGGCUCUGCAACCAUGAAGAUCAAAACAUGCAGAGGAUGGCGGUGGCUAUCAUCUCCAUACUGGCUGCUAAGUUGUCCACAGAACAGACGGCCCAGCUGGGAGCAGAACUGUUCAUCGUCAAGCAACUGCUGCACAUUGUGCGUCAGAAGGCAAACCAGAACGUGGUGGAUGCAACCCUGAAGUUUACACUGAGCGCUCUCUGGAACCUAACCGAUGAAUCGCCUACAACGUGUCGCCAUUUUAUCGAGAACCAAGGCUUGGAUCUGUUCAUUAAAGUGCUGGAGUCUUUCCCAAAUGAAUCCUCCAUCCAGCAGAAGGUUCUUGGUCUCUUGAACAACAUAGCCGAGGUCAGGGAGCUGCAUGCGGAGCUGAUGGUGCAGAGCUUCCUGGACCACAUCAGCGCUCUGCUGCACAGCCCCGAGGUAGAGGUCAGCUACUUCGCCGCAGGGAUCCUCGCACACCUGACAUCACGAGGAGAGGAGGCCUGGGUGCUGAGCCCGGGUCUGCGGUGCACGCUGCUCGAGCAGCUGCAUGCUGUCAUUAUGAAGUGGCCCACGCCCGAGUGUGAAAUGGUGGCCUACAGGUCCUUUAACCCGUUUUUCCCCCUGCUGGAGUGUUUCCACACACCGGGAGUCCAGCUGUGGGCAGCCUGGGCCAUGCAACACGUGUGCAGCAAAAACGCUUCUCGUUAUUGCAGCAUGCUGCUGGAGGAGGGGGGCCUGGACCAGCUGGAGCUCGUUCACACGCACCCACAGACCCACAGGGACGUCAAACUGCUGGCCGAGAGCAUCCUGGACAGCCUGCAGCGCCACAGACCCCGCACAGGCCAGCCUGCACACACAGGGCGACGUCUGGCCCCCCAGUGACAUCACUAAGGCGACGGUGUUCCCUGAUGAGGAAGAGGACGUGAAAUGCGG